Messenger RNA from Paralichthys olivaceus (Japanese flounder), 1120 nucleotides. Lineage: Eukaryota; Metazoa; Chordata; Actinopteri; Pleuronectiformes; Paralichthyidae. The record is from RefSeq and is a predicted model, not a curated record.
AUUCCGGUUUGUUAGCGGGUGAAGCAGAAUCCUCGCUGAACUCUGAAGAUGGAAAUUCAAAGACGACAUCUCCGUCAUCACAUGUUCCUCUGAGGACUACAACUCCCAGCGAGUCAUCUGAGGAAGGUUCAGUUUUCACCACUUCAUCGCUGACGUCAACAAAAUCACAAAACCGCCCAAAGGCAGGAAAAACGACCACGACGUCGAGAGGCUCAUCUGAGGAAGAGGAGGAGGAGGAGGAUGGUGAUGAAGGAGAGCAGGAAGCUUCAGAUGAGAAUAUUUCUACAACUUCGCUCACGACCAAAAUCACCGAAACCACAUCGACACAGUCAACGACCACCGUGACAGGAAGCACGGCCAUUUUGAAAACCACAUCGGCUUCUCCAACAGGUGGACGAGUCGUCAGCUCCACGUUCACACCUGCGUCACCUCCGGCUUCACAGGAAGGAGAGCGGAGCGAGGACAACGCAACGCCCAACGCAACGCCCAACGCAACGCCCAACGCAACGCCCGCAGCCUCAUUCAUCACAGCAGCAGCCUCGUCCACAGGUCCACAGGCCCCGCCCACAUCUCCUGAGGCUUCAUGGGAGGAGGACUUGACUCCUGCUGCUCCUCUCGCUGCCCUCAGUCCAGGUCGAGCGACUCCAACAUCAUCGACUUCAGCGAGAACCGUCACCGUGGCGACACCGGGAAGACGGGUCACCUCCGUCAGACCCCGAUCUGAGAUCAUCGAGUCCAAAACCACCACAACAUCAACCCCGCUCACCACAGCUGAGUCUGGGGAAGAAGAGACGGACAAACCACCGUGUGUGGACGGAGACGAGAUGGACAGCUCCCAGGAGAAAGACAAAGACGACGUGGCUCAGAAGAGGACGGUGCCGUUCUUUGCCUGGUCCCUGCUGGAGUCUGUUGGUCUGAGCGACUUACAACUACGAGCCGACAGCAAAGAAUGCAGUCUCUCCUUCACGCUGUACGGCGGCGACGGUCGAGCCAGGCGGGAGAUGCCGGCGCUGGGGGAGAUGCUCCACUGUCUGACGGGACGAUGUCCACACGAGUACGAGAUGUACGGCUGCUACUGUGGACAGGAGGCCGGAGGGACACCUCUGGACCAGCUGGACAG